Cryptotermes secundus is the source of this 4767-nucleotide messenger RNA. RefSeq names its product sushi, von Willebrand factor type A, EGF and pentraxin domain-containing protein 1. The record is from RefSeq and is a predicted model, not a curated record. The transcript has 13 exons. NCBI's taxonomy places the organism in Eukaryota, Metazoa, Arthropoda, Insecta, Blattodea, Kalotermitidae. Bases 10 to 2559 code for a protein of 849 amino acids.
UGCGCGGGUAUGCGCAGUGCUGUGAUGGUGUUCUUUUGUAGGAUGAUGUGGAGUGACAGACUGGCUGUUAUUCUGCUGCUACUGGCUUCGAUGCGUGUAGGCUCUGCAGCCGGCAGCAGGACGUGCAGAUUCCCGGGCGCUCCCGCUCACUCGUCGGUGGUUUUCUCUGAUGACUCGCUGGGGCCAGAGACUGUGGCCACUUACUCCUGUGAACGAGGCUUCGAGCUCCUUGGACCGGCGCGCCGAGUGUGUGGACGUGACGGUCAGUGGACACCCGAGGGCAUUCCGUUCUGUGUUCUGAACGUGGCAGCGGGAAAGGCCCCGAUGCAGAUCAGCUCGGACCUGGGCGGCAUCCCUCAGAAGGCCAUCGACGGCAGCACGAGUUCCUUCUUCAAUGUGGACACAUGCACCCUGACCCGGGCAGAGCGCGUUCCCUGGUGGUACGUGAAUCUGCUGGAGCCGUACAUGGUGCAGCUAGUGAGGCUCGACUUCGGGAGGAAUAUUCCAGCAACAGUAAUGGUGCGAGUAGGCAAUAAUCGACCUGACCUGGGCACCAACCCCAUCUGUAAUCGUUUCACUGGUCAGCUGGAAGAAGGGAAACCUCUGUUCUUGCCCUGCAAUCCACCAAUGCCAGGAGCCUUCGUCAGCGUUCAUUUGGAGGGAGCCAACCUCAGUCAACUCUCCAUCUGUGAAGCUUUCGUAUAUACUGACCAGGCAUUGCCAAUUGAACGCUGCCCUCAGUUUCGGGAUCAGCCACCAGGCAGUACAGCAACAUACAAUGGUAAAUGCUACAUUUUCUACAACCGACAACCACUCAGUUUUAAAGAUUCUCUUGCCUUUUGUCGGAGUCGUGGCGGCACUUUAGUGGACGAGAGCAAUCCUGCACUGCAAGGCUUCAUCAGUUGGGAACUGUGGCGCAGACACAGGAGUGACUCAAACAGCCAAUACUGGAUGGGAGCUGUGCGGGAUCCACAGGACCGUAACAACUGGAAGUGGUUGGGAGGGGAAGAUGUGACAGUUUCUUUCUGGAACUUACCUGGUGGAAAUGAGAACUGUGCCCGCUAUGAUGGCUCUAAAGGCUGGCUUUGGUCAGAUACCAACUGCAAUGCGAAGCUCAACUUCAUUUGCCAGCACCAACCAAAGGCAUGUGGAAAACCUGAACAGCCACCAAAUUCAACAAUGGUGGCCAAGAAUUUUAACGUUGGUGCAGUGAUUGAUUAUACAUGUGAUGAAGGCCACCUUCUUGUGGGACCCGCAUCACGCACAUGCUUGCCAACUGGCUUCUAUAAUGAAUUUCCACCUGUCUGCAAACGUAUCCAGUGUGGUUUCCCUGCUGAGAUACCAAACGGACACUAUCAGCUGCUGAAUGGUACUGUUGGCUACUUGAGUCGAGUCAUUUACUCAUGUGACGAAGGGUAUGAACUAGUUGGCAGAGCACAACUCAUGUGUGACAUUGACGAGAGAUGGAACGGACCGCCCCCUCGAUGUGAAGCUAUUGAAUGUGAUGACCCUCCUACUAUACAAAAUGGAAAAUUCGUUGUUAGCAACAAUUUGACAGUAGUGGGAACCAUGGUUGAAUAUUCAUGCAACUCUCGGAAGUACAAACUUAUUGGUCCCAACAAGAUUAAAUGCCUUCCCAAUGGAGAAUAUGAUGAUAAUCCACCUGUAUGUAAAGAAGACACACAGACAGUGGCUGCAGUGCCAGUCUCUCCUAGCAAGCCCACUCAACCCCAAACACCAUCCACCAAGCCUCGUGAUCCACCAGCUGCACCUACUAGACCCAGCCUACCACCUGCUAGGCCAGGUCCACAGAGCCCUCAUCAGGAGCGUCCUGUCAGGGUGAAACCUUCUAAGAGACCAGCACCAUCAGCAGACAGCAGUCCAGCUGAAUCAGCCCAUGUACCUCAUGUUGUGGUAGCCUCACAUCCACAAAACAAUGAGAUUCCUGAUAGUGUCAAUGUAAGGAGCGGUCUCCCACCAAACGUAAAUGUGGCACAUUCAGUGGAUGAGGAGCGACGUGAAGCAGGGGCCAGACUCAACUUAGGUUGCAUCAUUGCUUCNGGAGUAUUUGGUGGCUUCGUGUUCCUGGCAGCUGUCAUUACAACCAUAGUCAUCUUAAUACGAAGGAACCGCACUACUAAACACUACCGCCACCGUGCUUCCCCAGACUGCAAUACGGUAGCGUCAUUUGACUCGUCAGGCUCAGAGAGUAGAGGAGGACUCAACCGUUACUACCGUCAAGCCUGGGAAAAUCUGCAUCAUGAGUCAGCAGCAGCUGGAAACAAGAACAAAGCCUCAAACCACUCACCUCUUAGGCGCAAGGAAACACUGGAUGAACUGGUGAAUGGAGGUUACCGGAACGUUGGAGGCACAGAACGUGAUGGAAGUGAAUUGGUUGUCAACGACACCACGGCUGCCAUGUAUCUGCCCAAACCCUCAGCUAUAGCUGCUGCCGAGAAGAAGAGGCAUCACCAUCAUCACCAUCAUCAUGCCACUGGUGCCAUGCCAAAAGACACUGCAAUGGACUGGAAGCAACAGGGACGGAAGAGUAGAUACUGAAUUUGGGCCUUAAGAAGUAAUUAUACAGAGACAUCUUGCUGUUGUUGUUGACAUGGUAACAUUCAGUAAGAGAAGUGUUAAAAUGUUUCAACAUAAUGAGUAAGCAGGUCGGAACAUUACUACAAAAAAUUGUAUUGGCUGUUUAUGGUACCUGUAUGAAGUCAGUUCUGAAGUCAACAGAACUCCAGAGCAUAACAUAAAUAUCCAUGUCACAGAUCGGAUGUCUGUAUGCAUAUCUUCAUGAAGUAUAUUGACUGUAGUAGAAGUUACUGACUUGUAUGAUUGGAAGGUAUGUAGCUAUUAAACAGUGUACAGUUUAUUUAACUGUAACCACAGAAGUAAUUAAUGAAAAAAGUUAUGUCUCAAAUUAGUAGCGUGUAGUAUGUAAGUUUUGCAAGGACCUUGGCAAGACUACAGGAUCAUAUCAAAGUGAUGUCUGCCUGUGAUGUGAGUUUGAGUAAGGAUACAGAACUCCUACUGAGAAUGGAUCAGUUUUCUUCUGGCAUUUAAAAUGACGUAAAUUACAUCUAUAAUAUGCAGUACUUCUGUUUUUCUUUAUACUGUGUGUACCAAAUGCUAUAAGAAAAUGGGAGGCUAUUAAAAUAAUUUUGCCUGAUUAUUUAUCUGUUCAAAGUAACAUUUAAACUGAAAUAUUUAUAAUAUAUAACAAAUUUGUUCAUGUAUGCACAGUCUAAUGCGAAAUAACAGGUACUUGAACACUGUCAGAACAAUUAUUUUUAUUCAUUUUAACACUUCAAAAUUUUAAAUAAACCAUGAACAUCGUUGCAAAGGAUUUAUAACAUUAAGAAGAGUAUAACAGUAAUGCCACAGAAGACAGGAAAUCAACAUAAAACUGAGGAGAGGAAAAGAAGACUACAAGACAGAACUGAGUUGGUCAAAAUUCACAUAUGCUGGAAAUCAGAUCAGGGCAAUCAAAAAGAUAUGCAAAAACACCAACAGAAAACUAGUGUAUACAGUAAACAACAACCCACAGAAAAUUUCUGCAAUACAGGAGGAGGAUGAAUACAAACAAAAUGGAAUACAUAAACUUAAAUAUAAUCAAUGUCAUGAAGUGUAUAUAGGAUAAAUUGGAAGAAAUUUCAAAGCGAGGCACAAAGAAAAAAUUUACAUCUUACACAAGGACAACAUUAAGUAUGCAAAACACAUCCUGGACAUACAAUAUGAAUACAGAACAACUGAUGACGCUCUGGAACUUUUGAAGAUGACACCAAAAUUAACGUGGAUAUCUGGGAACAAUAAUACAUGUAGGAAUUUAAUAAGGUAGGAUUAUCCAUUAAGAACAAUAUACAAAUUAAAACAAUGUACUUUUCAAACUUGCACUAAAUAAUAGAUAAAUAUUAAUAGGAAAGGGGAGGAGGAUAUUACAUAUAUUCUCUCUCUCUACACACACACACACAAAUAUGUGUGUCGAGUACAACUGAAGCUUUGACAUAAAAAAUACACAGAUGGUUCGCAUCAUACAAGUGGCAGCGGUUGAGAAGUACAAUGUAAGCAGCAUUGAAUGUGGGUAACAAGCUGAAAUGCAUCAGCUAGUGAAAUUUAACAGAAAUUGAUCUGAAAAGGGCAGAGGGUCAUCUCAAAGUAGUAACCUUGAGAGGGUCACAUACCACAUUGAUUUUUGAAAGUUUUUUUCUUCUUCAUAUUUUUAGCGGUAGUACAAAACUCCAUGGUUGAAGCCCAGACAUAUGCACUUUCAAUUCACUACCAUUACAAUUAUCUCUUCAGACAUAUCUUAGGUAUUAAAGUACAAAUGUACUGCUUCAGCAGGAUGUUAACUUCCUGUCAUAUGCUGAAGUCACAAACUAAUUAAAACUCAACUUCACUGUUAACAUUAAGCACCAUCUGACAAUUCUAACUUCUCAUACACUAAAAUGGUUUUUAAAUCUCUCAUAUAUAUUAAGAUGUUUACUUGAAGGAACAAUUGUUUUUGUUUACUGCCAUCAGAAACCAGACAUAUAUACUACAAUUUUAAACUGGACAACGAAAUUUAUCUUUAAUUUAAUGUUCUUUCCAUAUACUUCCUGUCCUUCUUGAUACCAGCUCCUUUUGGUUUUGUUCAUGGAGUUAACAAUAUGUUCUUUAAAUAUCCCUAAGAUUGAAAUAUAUAUGUCUGAAAAGAGUAGUAGAUUAUGAAGAAAGCAGUCUUCUGGGAUUUGGCACCAUGUAUAUGUGGUGUUAACCGACGUU